Cornus florida is the source of this 862-nucleotide messenger RNA. Its product is annotated as homeobox-leucine zipper protein ATHB-52-like. The coding region runs from base 172 to 702 and encodes 176 amino acids. Gene Ontology annotation, biological process: positive regulation of DNA-templated transcription. Lineage: Eukaryota; Viridiplantae; Streptophyta; Magnoliopsida; Cornales; Cornaceae. Gene Ontology annotation, molecular function: sequence-specific DNA binding; DNA-binding transcription factor activity, RNA polymerase II-specific. The record is from RefSeq and is a predicted model, not a curated record. Gene Ontology annotation, cellular component: nucleus. The transcript has a single exon.
UUCUUUGAUACAUUGUCAGCCACUUGCAUGCUCGAAAACGAAGUGUGGCCCCAAAUUUGUCCCUCUUUCGAAUUAGAUUGAUUAUUCAUCCAAAUCCUCUACAUAACACAAGCCAUCUUCCCAGAUUUUAAUGCCAAGCUAAGCACUCCCAAAAAAACCCUCAACAAAAAAAUGAAUUACCCUCAUUCCCAAUACCGAAAGCACCCAAUAAAGUGCAUCAAAAAAAGGCUCAACCAAGAGCAGGUAAGGCUCUUGGAGGCAAGUUUCAACUUCAACAACAAGCUUGACGCGGAUCGGAAGCUGCAGCUGUCCCAAGAACUCGGCAUCCCACCAAGGCAGAUCGCGAUAUGGUACCAGAACAGACGAGCAAGGUGGAAGAGCCAGAGCCUUGAGGUGGACCACAAAGCCCUCCAAAUGAGACUAGAGAGUGCCUUGGCUGAUAACAAGAGGCUCGAGAGAGAAGUUGAGAGGCUCAGAGAAGAGUUGGACAAGGCACGAGAAAUUUUGCUUGCAUUUAACACACCAAAUUACUCUUCUCUCCCACCUUCUAUCUCAACAUCGUGUGAUGAUGUUGGAAGCUCCAGCUUGCUUGGUGACUCGAAAAAUCAGCUUGACAAGGAGCUUUUCGCGUGUUUGAUCGGAGAUGAAGGUCCGUUUGGCAAACCAAAUGGCCAUGAUUUCUUUGCUCCAUCUAUAUCUUGAUCAUGUCUACUUCAUGAGACGGUUAUAUAUAUCUAGAAUAAGUCUAUAUAAAAUUAGUGACACUAGUGUACUCCUUCGCUGUUAAUUAGUAUGAGCUUUACAAAUAUUCAGAUGCUACAACUCGUAUAAUGGAUUGAUGGAAUGAAUUCAUUUUGCUUGA